GAGAGAGAGAGAGAGUGAGUUGAAUAAGGAAAUAGCAGACACUUCAAACUGGAAUACUUUUGAUGACACAAGUGAAGACCAAGUUCAAGCCCAGGGCAUGACCCUAGAGACACUGAUGUGGAUCAGACCAUUAUAAAAGGAUGGGUUCCAGCUGCAGUGGCCAGAAACGUCAGAAAGAUGACAUCCACCAUCCAGGGAAAGGCUCUCAAACCACCAACUCCUCCAACCACACUGCACACAAUACGGACCAGGCUUCCGGUAAUGACGAAGACGUUGUCAUUGCUCUGCACGACUUCAAACCAACCACGGAUAAUGACCUGCCGUUCAAAAAGGGAGAGAGGCUUCAGAUCCUCGAGGAGAAUGGGGACUGGUGGCUUGCUAAGUCACUGGUGACGGGAGAGGAAGGGUGCAUUCCAUGUACGUACGUGGCCAGAGUAGACACCCUAGAAAUAGAAAAAUGGUUUUUCAAGGACCUGAGUCGUAGAGAGACAGAGCGUAUUCUCCUGGCUCCGGGGAAUAAAGCUGGGUCUUUUCUAGUUCGAGAGAGUGAGACCACCAAAGGUGCUUUCUCCCUGUCCAUCAGAGACGCAGGGCUGGAGCAUGGGGAUGUGGUGAAACACUACAAGAUCCGCUCCCUGGAUAACGGAGGGUUCUACAUCUCUCCGUCCACCUCCUUCUCUUCCCUGCAGGAGCUGGUCAAGUACUACACACGUACGUGUGAUGGGUUGUGUCAGCGUCUGAACGCCCCCUGCAAGCCGAAGGCCCCCAUUCAGCCGUGGGCCCAGGACGAGUGGGAGAUCCCCAGAGACUCGCUGAAAAUGGUCAGGAAGUUGGGAGCAGGACAGUUUGGAGAAGUCUGGAUGAGUUACUAUAAGGGCAAUCAGAAGGUGGCGGUGAAGACCCUGAAGGAAGGGACCAUGGAGCCUGAGGCCUUCCUCCAGGAGGCUAACCUGAUGAAGCAGCUGCAACACGACAGACUGGUACGCCUCCACGCCGUCGUCACCAUGGAACCCAUCUACAUCGUCACAGAGUUCAUGAUCAAUGGAAGUCUGUUGGACUUCCUAAAAACAGACGAGGGCAAGAAGUUGAAGCUCACCAAACUGAUAGACAUGUCAGCCCAGAUAGCUGAAGGCAUGGCCUACAUUGAGAAGAAGAACUAUAUCCACAGAGACCUGCGAGCCGCCAACAUUCUGGUCAAUGAGACGCUCCAUUGCAAGAUAGCAGACUUUGGCCUGGCCAGGAUCAUAGAAACAGAGUACACAGCAAAAGAAGAGAGACACCACUUUGCCUCCGACUCGUUUUCCAAACCAUCAGCGUUGAACGAGUGA
This is a messenger RNA of Salvelinus namaycush (lake trout), 1328 nucleotides long. RefSeq names its product BLK proto-oncogene, Src family tyrosine kinase (gene blk). The transcript has 12 exons. Gene Ontology annotation, cellular component: extrinsic component of cytoplasmic side of plasma membrane. The coding region runs from base 141 to 1328 and encodes 395 amino acids. NCBI's taxonomy places the organism in Eukaryota, Metazoa, Chordata, Actinopteri, Salmoniformes, Salmonidae. The record is from RefSeq and is a predicted model, not a curated record. Gene Ontology annotation, molecular function: non-membrane spanning protein tyrosine kinase activity; signaling receptor binding; ATP binding. Gene Ontology annotation, biological process: protein phosphorylation; innate immune response; cell surface receptor protein tyrosine kinase signaling pathway.